AUGGCCUCGAGCGCGAGCCAAGAAGGCGAGGAGAGAAAGGCAUUCAUUGCCGAACUGAUGCGAGAGCACUCCCGCCUCGGCCACGAUUCCAACAAUUUUGUCUACCGACUAAAGCUCUCGGUAUCCGACAGCCUGCCCGUAUCACGCCCCUCUCAUUACCGCCGCCCAGGGACCGUGACCCUUCCGGCCGACGCAACCGACGCCGUCAUUCGCAUCUCCAAUCCACACGCGCUCGUCAAUGAAAAUGUUCGCGUUCAAAACGAGGUGGCUGCCAUGAGUCUGAUGCGAGAUGCCUUAGCCGGAGAGUGGGAGGAUCUCGUUCCUCGCGUGUACGCCUGGAGCCCAUCGUCCGAAGGGCGGGAAUGGAUCGUACAGGAGUACAAACAGGGCGUUCAGUUGGAUAAGUUGUUCGGCGACCUCGGUCCGGAGAGUCAGCGCGAUGUCGUCCGCCAGGUCGUUCCCGUCUAUAAGCUCAUACAGAACUAUCAGCUUUCCGUUUUUGCGGACCAUGUUGUCACAGGCCCGACAACGAUCCCGUGCGGCGGCCCGUUCGAUACUCUCCUUGACAUGUACGCCCGGAUGCUACGCAGGCUGUUGGAUGAGUCGGACACAUCAGAUCGCCUGAAAGGCUGGCGCCAGAACAGUCGUCGAGAACGAUUAGAACACUUUGCCCCUCAUGGAAUUGUGCGGCAGACACGCGAUUCAUGUGCUCCAGACACGUUCAAUAUGCUGUUUAAUCCAAGUUCGAAUCGCGUCACUGCACUUCUCGAUUUCGAUUUUUCUCAUGUCACCAGUCCAGCUGAUGAAUAUUUCUAUUCACUCAGGACCUUUGGUGCAUUGCUUAUAGGUCCUUUCGAAGACGGCGACGAGGGUCUGCUUCGUACCUGUCUACUCGAAGGAUUCGGCGGGAAAGUCCCAUCAGAGCCCGACGGCAAGGGAAGGGCGAACUGGACGGUUGCUGUGAUGAUGGACGAGGAAAGACAUAGGGCAGGGCCCCUAAGACCGGCCGAUAUUAUUCACGGCCGCGGGGAGUUAGCCGCGUUGUAUUGGUUCCUCGAAGACGUGUCGCUACCGUAUUUCUUCAUGUCUCGUUGGGUAGAAAGCAGGAAGCCAGAGGAUAUCGACAAUAUUCACCGGUCUAUCAGUAAAAGCCUGGAUAGGUAUCUAGCUAGAUGGGCAUGACCCGUGCUUCCAUGCAAAGCAGCUUGAUUCACAUGCUGUCAAGAUGGCUAUCGCGGUAGACAUUUGCGUUUGCGUAUGAAGAGUUGCUCUUACAAAGGAAGCCAACGAAAAUAUUUUGCAGCCAAUUUGGAUAAAAUCAGGCCUGAAGCUUCCCUCCCCUUUCAGAUACAUGAUCCUUCCGUAGCGGCAUUGCUUAUGCUUCAUCCUAGAUAUUGAGAAGGCGAGUCACGGCUCCCAGAACACCGCCUAGACUGUCUCGAUACAUGACUUUCCCAGAAGUCAAGGUAAUGAGAUGUUCAUGGUAGAUGGGUGAAUAAUCAAGCUUCAAGUAAUCU
Durotheca rogersii is the source of this 1517-nucleotide messenger RNA. RefSeq lists its product as uncharacterized. The coding region runs from base 1 to 1182 and encodes 393 amino acids. The record is from RefSeq and is a predicted model, not a curated record. NCBI's taxonomy places the organism in Eukaryota, Fungi, Ascomycota, Sordariomycetes, Xylariales, Xylariaceae. The transcript has 4 exons.